Messenger RNA from Rhinichthys klamathensis goyatoka, 1539 nucleotides. RefSeq names its product terminal nucleotidyltransferase 5ba (gene tent5ba). The record is from RefSeq and is a predicted model, not a curated record. The transcript is spliced from 2 exons. Gene Ontology annotation, biological process: mRNA stabilization. NCBI's taxonomy places the organism in Eukaryota, Metazoa, Chordata, Actinopteri, Cypriniformes, Leuciscidae. Gene Ontology annotation, molecular function: RNA binding; poly(A) RNA polymerase activity. The coding region runs from base 264 to 1445 and encodes 393 amino acids.
GUGCGUUUCUAGCAUAACUGCAAUACUUACAGCGACUCUUGUUUGUGCGUGGAUUGGGAAAAGUGAAUCACUAACGCAGCUGGAUAACCUCACGAACCGUCUCGAUUUAUAAAUAGCCGAUAACGAGAGCAACUGUGAAAUAACUGAGCUUUUCACAGACGAUUUUGCGUUUGAGCUUCAUCUGUGUGGAAAGACAGCGACAUCUGUGCGGGAGUAGAGCAGAAGUUUUUGCCUUUUUAAAGCUAGUUGUUCUUUCCAUCGACAUGUCCUCCGGUGAUGUGUCAGAGCAGUGUCGGCGGUUUUGCGUGUUGUCUUGGGAGCAGGUGCAACGUUUGGACUCUAUUCUUGGCGAGACGGUUCCAGUUCACGGACGUGGAAACUUCCCGACGCUUUCGGUGCAACCGCGACAGAUUGUUCAGGUGGUUCGAGCGCGUUUGGAGGAGCGAGGCAUCACGGUUCGAGAUGUGAGGCUGAACGGCUCUGCUGCCAGUCACGUUCUGCACCAGGACACGGGGCUCGGAUACAAGGACUUGGACCUGAUUUUUGGUGUUUCACUGUCAGACGAUCAGGCUUUCCGUGUGGUUAAGGAUGUGGUUCUCGACAGCCUUCUGGACUUCCUACCCGAGGGUGUCAGCAAGGAAAGAAUCUCACCACUUACUUUGAAGGAGGCCUAUGUGCAGAAGUUGGUGAAGGUUUGCAAUGACACCGACCGCUGGAGUCUCAUUUCCCUCUCCAACAACACCGGCAAGAACGUCGAGCUUAAGUUUGUAGACUCUCUGAGGCGGCAAUUUGAGUUCAGCGUGGACUCCUUCCACAUAGUCUUGGACUCCCUUCUUCUGUUCGACCGUUGUUCAGAGACGCCCAUGUCGGAGUGCUUCCAUCCGACGGUGUUGGGCGAGAGCAUGUACGGGGACUUUGAGGACGCUCUCGGCCAUCUGUGCAACAAGGUCAUCGCAACCCGAAACCCGGAGGAGAUCCGGGGAGGUGGUCUCUUAAAAUACUGCCACCUUCUGGUGCGAGGGUUUCGGCCGACCUCCGAAUCGGAGAUGAAAUCGCUCCAGCGGUACAUGUGCUCUCGGUUCUUCAUUGACUUUCCAGACAUAGGCGAGCAACAGCGAAAGCUCGAGGCGUACCUGCAGAAUCACUUCGCCGGAAUGGAGCACAAACGGUAUGACUGUCUGGUCACGUUAUACCACGUGGUCAAUGAGAGUACGGUUUGCUUGAUGGGACACGAACGACGGCAGACAUUAAAUCUUAUCUCCAUGCUCGCACUGAGGGUGCUGGCUGAACAGAACGCCAUCCCCACGGUGACCAACGUCACGUGCUAUUACCAGCCGGCACCCUACGUGCGAGACAUCAACUUCAGUAACUACUACAUCGCACACGUGCAGCCGCUGGUGCACACCUGCAGUAGUUCCUACCCAACGUGGUUGCCCUGCAACUGACCCCUGCAGAGGACAUCUGAUUAAAAUCGACUUCAGCCCUUGUACCUUCCCAUGUGGUGAAGACGAAAUGCAAGUGAAUAUAUACACUUUUUUU